AUGGCCGUGUUGGUAGAUAUGAUCCACGGCCGCUGUCCCACGUGCACGGCCGCCUUUCUGCAGCGGAAGUCGGACUCGCGGCUCUUUCUGCUCUGUGGGGACUCCCUCGGGGGGUACGAGGCGCUCCUGAGUCCCCGCAGCCAAGUUCACGUCCUGGACUGCAGCUCCACCGCGGAGUGCCUGUACAGAUUCAAACAGACCCUGGACCAGCUGGACCUGAGCGCCAUCAGGGUCUACACAAGUCCUCGAGGUCGAGAGGUGCUGCUUCAGUACCAGGAGCUGCUUUUUACCUCCGUUUACAGCUUCGACUACACAGAGGAGCAGCUCACCUGUCAGCGCUGCAGAGGCUCCGCCCACACCGACUCACCUGCUCUGCACGCGCAGGAGGACGUGUCCAGGUUUCUGCAGCAGCUGCCUGCCUCAAUGGGACAAAUCAGUAUUCUGAAGUCUCCACUGAUUCCAGAGUGUUUCGGUCACGGUUUCAGCACUCGUUCUGGUGGCGUGUCCUACAUCCCAACGCUGUCCUCGUUAAAUCUGUUCAGCAGCAGCAAGAGGAGGGACCCUGUGGCCGUGGUGUCCGAGAACAGACGACGACUGGCCCUUCAUGCCGGCUUCCACCCUCUGCCUCUACGUUUUGUCAAAGUGGACCACGCCAGUGACGUCUGGGUUUUGGGGCAAGCUGAGCCUGAAAGCUACGACUCCAUGGUGACGGAUCAGAGCGGGGUGGUUUUAACGGCUCCAGGUGCAGACUGCAUGCCCAUCCUGUUUGCUGACCCGGUGAAGAAGGUCAUAGGAGCCGCUCACGCAGGUUGGAGGGGGACAUUAAUGGGGGUGACCAGGAGGACGGUGGACGCGAUGGUUGCACAUUUCGAUUGCCAAGUGAGCAACAUCGUGGUGGUGGUGGGACCAUCAGUGGGGGUGUGCUGCUUCACGCUGGACAGAGAGCAGGCGCUGGACUUCAUCAGGGUCCAUCCAGACUGUGUCCCUGAUCCAGAGUCAGCCAAACCACACGUCGACAUCCGCCUCGCCAACAGAGUUCUCCUUCAGGAAGGUGGUGUUCUGCCAGAGAACAUCCAUGAUAAUUUGGUGGUGGAGCGUCCCAUUGUGACACCCUGCACCUCGUGUCUUCCUGAAGACUUCUUCUCCCACGUCAGGGAUGGACUCAACUUCGGCACCCAGGUGGGCUUCCUGUGGAUCAAAGAGACAGCAUCUACAGCCACGUAGACAUGGGCCGACACCUUUUUAAAUCCUGGAGAUCUCCACCAGAACUUCACUCUAAGAACACCAGCAGACAGAGGCCAGGAAC
Molecule: messenger RNA, 1306 nt
Organism: Nematolebias whitei (Rio pearlfish)
Lineage: Eukaryota; Metazoa; Chordata; Actinopteri; Cyprinodontiformes; Rivulidae
Gene: lacc1
Product: laccase (multicopper oxidoreductase) domain containing 1
Exons: 5
Coding region: 1-1224 (407 amino acids)
Molecular function (GO): copper ion binding
Source: RefSeq, a predicted model, not a curated record